Molecule: messenger RNA, 1746 nt
Organism: Penicillium alfredii
Lineage: Eukaryota; Fungi; Ascomycota; Eurotiomycetes; Eurotiales; Aspergillaceae
Product: pseudouridine synthase family protein
Exons: 2
Biological process (GO): pseudouridine synthesis
Molecular function (GO): RNA binding; pseudouridine synthase activity
Source: RefSeq, a predicted model, not a curated record
UCCUUGCGACUUGGCCAACAUCUCCCGUGUUCGCUGUCAUCUUCGCUCCUGGCUCCCUCCGCUCGCAUCACAUCCUACCUGCUGCGGCGAGGCAGGAUCCCGCCGCCCCCCAUGGCCCUCGCCAACAUCGAGCCCAUCAAAGUGCCACCGCCCGACCCCGUUGAAAAAGCCCCCGAUGUGGUGAUCACGCCCUGUGAUCCCUGGCCCGCGCCGUACUACCUCGAAGGCGGUCUGCGCCGUGUCAGUCCCUACCACUACACCUACAACACACACUGCAAGGAGCGCUGGCGGAAUCGCCAGCUGGAGGAUAUCUUCGUCUCUGAAUUCCGGGACCGGCCCGCAGAGUAUUACAGGAAUGCCCUUCGCACCGGCCAUGUCUCGGUGAACGGCAAACCAGCAGGCCCGACACAAGUCCUCAGAAACGGCCACGUUGUCUCCCACACUCUCCAUCGCCACGAGCCCCCUGUAACCAGCCUGCCUAUUGGGGUCAUUCACGAGGAUGACGGUCUGAUGGUCAUCGACAAGCCGCCGGGCGUCCCUGUCCACAGCGCGGGCCGAUACCACUACAACUCGGUGGUGGAAAUCCUGCGCGCCGAGCGCGGCCAUCAGUUUGUGCCACGGCCGUGCAACCGGCUCGAUCGCUUGACGUCAGGGAUCAUGUUCAUCGGAAAGGACCCCAAGGCUGCCGAGAAGAUCGCCCAGCAGCUGAAAGCGCGCACCGUGCAAAAAGAGUAUAUUGCGCGCGUCAAAGGAAAAUUCCCCGACGGCGUUAUGGUGUGUGACCAGCCUAUUAUGUCGGUCAGUCCGAAGCUGGGCCUGAACCGCGUGCGCGCUACCGGCAAAGAGGCCACGACGAAAUUCCGUCGGCUGGCCUACUAUCCUGCGCCGGCGGAGUCGACUCCCGAGUCUACACCCACAGAGAAUCAUGAACAGCCCGGAGACGGUCCGCGCGCAGCCACGCCGCCACCGGCACUUGCCAAUGAAUCCGAGGGCUACAGCAUUGUCCACUGUCUGCCGCUCACGGGGCGCACGCACCAGAUCCGCGUCCACCUCCAAUUCUUGGGCUAUCCGAUCACCAACGACCCGAUCUAUUCGAACCGGCGCGUAUUCGGGCCGGGGCUAGGCCAGCACGAAGCCAGCGCCGACCGCGACGCCGAGAUCAUCGAACGACUGUCGCACAUGGGCAAAACCGAGGUCGCCGAUAGCACCGAGUACCGCACCCACUUCACCGCCGCGCCCAACGUGCCGCCGGACACCGACCCGCUCGUCGUCGAGCAGAUCAUGGCGCACGAGCAGCAGGCUGCCGCCGAACACUAUAGGAAACGCAAGGGCGAGCGGCUGUCCGGCGAAUGCUGCGACGUCUGUGGCACCGAGCUGUACUCGGACCCGGGCGUCCACGAACUCGGCAUCUUCCUGCAUGCUGUCGCCUAUGCUGAUCUCGACGGCGGCUGGCUCUACCGUAGUAAAAUGCCGAGGUGGGGUCUGCCGCCGCCCGGCGUGGAUGGGCCUAGUGAAGUGCCGGAUUGGGUCUCUGCGCCUGAGGGCAAGGAGGUGAUUGUUGGCUAUGGGGUCAUUCCCACUCUCAAUGAUGACCCAGAGGACCUACCCCGAGAGACCAAGGACGCACCUGGUGUGGUCAGUCCGGUACUCUUGGCGGGCGUCGGUGUGCUCAACGUCUCGGAGGCGGCCCCGAAUCUGAAUGAAGCUCCUGCUCAGGAACGUGCCGAGACGACUGCGACAAGUUGA